AUGACGGUACCGGAGGCGGUGGCACUAGACAUACCGGCGGAAGAGGGUUCGCCGGUGGCCAGGGUGCCGCGGCGGAUCAGGAGGAGGCUCCUCCAGGCGCGUGAGUCAAGCGCCGACGCGCCGGCAACCGCCGAAGAGAUCGAGACCAAGCUCCGCGACGCCCAACUCCGGAGGCAGGAGCUCAUCAUGGCUGAAGGAGCGGUGAAAAUGGAUAUGUUAGCCAUCACCUCUAAAUGCCUAAUCAGCCGUGAACGAGGGGUUGGAACAAAUGUUAAACAACAGGGGAAACCGGUAUUUCAAGGGGCUUGCACCAAAGCGGGUUUGUUUAAGCCCUGGUUGGUUCUGAUGCAAUUCCAUGAAACAUUAUCAUGCAAAGCAAGACAUGCGGUCAGGAGCACUUCACAGCCAUCUCAGGAGGAUCCCAAGCAACGCCUUGAAGCGAAGCUUGUGGCUGCUAAGCAGAAGAGGUUGAGCCUCUUGGAGAAAGAGCAGAAUCGUUUAGCUAAAUCGGAUGAGCUGCGUCAGGCUGCUAAGAAGGAUGCAGAAAUGAGGUUCAACAGGGAAAGGAAGGAGCUUGGCAUGAGAGUUGAGCAUCGGGUACAGCAAGCGGAGGAGAACCGUAUUCAACUCUUGCAUGCUCGUUUGCAGAGGCGAGCUGCGCUGGAGGAAAGGACAAAAAAGUUCUUUGGGCAAAGAGUGACAUCAGAGAAUAAGUACAGGGAGACAACAGCGGUGUUGGCUGCGGCCUUUGACGUGCUGGGAAUAAAUCAGGAAUCUGCUAAUUCUCUGCCAUUUGAAAAACUAGCCCUCUGUAUUGAAUCUACAAAAGUUCUUCAGACCACCAGGGCAUUGCUUGAUUGCUUGGAGAGUCGUUUUAUUCUUUCUCAGACAUCAAGUUCAUGCACACCAGAAAAUAUCGAUCAUCUGCUCAAGCACCUGGGAUCACCAAAUACGAGAAUCCUACCAAGUAGUGCAGCAAGAGCUAGAGUAACACCGAAAAGGACAACUAAAAAUUCUGACGCUGGCAAGUUACCUAGAUAUUCACCAAGGGUAGUGCUUUGUGCUUACAUGAUUCUAGGUCAUCCAGGCGCUGUUUUUAAUGUACAAGGCGAGCGAGAGAAACUACUUGUGGAGUCAGCAACAAACUUUGUGAAGGAAUUUGAACUGCUGAUGAAGACAAUACUUGAUGGGUUAGAUGGUGCAUGCAUAUUGCAGCAGUCUACAUUAGGUGCAGUCUCUCCUGGAUCUUCUAAUAACCAGGAGUGUUCUUCAAUUGCUGCAGAUCAAACAAAAUUCAGAUCUCAGCUGGCUUCUUUUGAUAAAGCUUGGUGUGCUUAUCUUUACCACUUUGUGGUGUGGAAAGCAAAAGAUGCCAAGUCGCUAGAGGUAGAUCUCGUGACAGCUGCAUGCAAGCUUGAGCUCUCAAUGAUGCAAACAUGCAAAGUAACUACUGAAGGCCGGUCAGAUAGCCUUAAUUAUACUAAUAUUAAUUCGACAGCCAUCCAGAAACAGGUUAUGGUAGACCAGAAACUUCUAAGGGAGAAGGUUUGGCACCUAGGUGGUGAAGCUGGUAUUGAGAGGAUGGAACUUGCUUUAUCAGAAACAAGGUCAAAGUUCAUUGGAGCCAAGGAAAAUAGGAGCCCCUUGGCAACAUCAGAUGCAAAUGUCGCAUCUCUUUCUGGACAGUCUCUUCUUUCUGACACCAAAGAUAAUUUGGGUACAGAUGGUGAAAGGCUAGGUAGAGUUGUUCAAUCUUUGUCCAAAGCUUCUUCUUCAACGUCUCAAAGUAACAUUAGAGACAACGGUGGUCAAAUGAGCAGCACAGGGUCAGGAGAGCUGCCAACAGAGAAUGAGCUUGUCGGAUAUUUGUUGAAAGCUUCCCCUUCACCAUCUGAAAGUAACUCAGGAGACAAGGUCAUCAGCAGCCAAAUGAGCAGAGCGGUGCCAGAAAAGCUGCCAACAGAGAAUGAACAAAUGGUCAAUGAGAUUUUGCAUGGUUCUUUUUCUGAUAGCUCUGAUGACGUUGGUAAAGUUGAGGGGGAUUUCAAGGCACAAGUUAGGGAAACAAUGGAGAAAGCUUUCUGGGAUGUGGUUGUGGAUUCAAUGAAAGGAGACACACCAGAUUACAGUUAUCUGGUCAACCUAGUAAAGGAAGUCAGGGAUGCAUUGCAGCAGAUGGCUAGUAAAGGGUGGAAAGAAGAAAUAGCAAACAAUAUUAACAUCGAAAUAUUGUCCCAGGUACUUGAGUCGAGCACCCAGGGCACACAAUAUUUGGGGCAGAUUCUGCAGUACUCUCUGGGCAUGCUGCGUAAAUUAUCUUCUCCUGCAAAGGAAGACGAAAUGAAGAUCAGUCAUGACAAAUUAUUGAACGAAUUGAUCGGACACUCUGAUUCUCAUGAUAGAGAUCCAAAUGCAUUUGUAAUAGCUGUCAUCAAGGGCUUGCGGUUCACUAUGGAAGAGUUAAAGGCUCUUCAGUCUGAAGUCAGUAGAGCACGAAUCCAACUACUGAAACCAAUUAUAAAGGGCUCAGGUGGGGUCGAGUACCUGCAGAAAGCUUUUGCCGAUCGCUAUGGAUCCCGUUCCAAUGCAUUAGUUUCUCUCACUUCAACUAUUCAGUGGAUUUCUACCUCAAAGGAUAUGGUAGAAGAAGAAUGGAAUGAACAUGUCAGCUCCUUACAGAUCCUGCCUGCAUCAGACCAUGUUCAGCCAUUGGUUACGACCCUCCGAGCUGGUCGUGGAACUCCAGAUCAGCAACAAUCUACAGUGCCUGUAGCAGGAAGUACAGAGAUACUACCAGAGUGCUCGGGAGAAAUGCUCGACAGGCUAGUAAGGAUUGGGCUGUUACAGCUUAUCAGCAGGAUGGAGGGCAUGGAAAGAAAAUCAGUACCUGAGACAUUUAAGCUCAAUUGGUUGAGGUUGCGUGGUGUCCAGAGUCAGUUCCAACAAGUGAUUGUUAUCGCAACAAGCAUGCUUGUCCAGCGUCAAGUAUUGAUGAGUGAGGACUCAAAGGCCACUUCCUCAGAACUGGAAAAUGUUACCUUGGAACUGUUCAACACGCUCGCAGAGCUAUUAGACAGUUUUUCUGAUGUCGGCACGGAUCAGAUCAUCGAGGUGAUGGUCCGUUCGUCGACCUCGGCCGGCCCUUGUUCGGAUGAAAUGGUUGAGAACAGGAAGCAGAUAUUGAGCAGGGUCUUCCUCAAAAGCCUCCAGACUGAUGACACUGUCUUCAGGAAGGUGUCUCGAUCUGUUUACUGCGCGUUCCGUGCAGUCGCCCUGGGUGGCAACGGGACGAAGGGCAGGAAACUCGCCGAGGCGGCCCUGGGGCGCAUCGGAGCGACAAAGUUGACCGACCGCGUAGUGAAGGCAGCGGAAGUGCUGAUCAGAGUAGCAACAAUAUCAGAGCAGGUUCAUGGCCCGUGGUACAGUCAUCUCCUGUAA
This is a messenger RNA of Triticum turgidum subsp. durum (durum wheat), 3438 nucleotides long. Lineage: Eukaryota; Viridiplantae; Streptophyta; Magnoliopsida; Poales; Poaceae. The record is from the annotation of a GenBank genome assembly.